AUGUGCGUCACGAUUGGUUCGUUCUCUGACCUUCUUGAAGAAAACAUUAUGGCGGAAAAGACAGUUGUCGACAGGGAGAAGACGGCGCCAUUUUUAAUGCGGACAUUCGUUAAGGUCGGGGGUUACCAUCGAACCGAGUUUUUUGAGGAUGGAACAUUGCCAACGACGGACGAGCACCAAAUUUUUACAUGGAGGGACGCAACGUUGAAAGAAAUCCUGACUACGCUACGCCUCACAACGACCAACACCGAAAUUCGACACCCGGUCGCAAAAUUCGGGUUCCGCUCUCUGUACGCUGAUUCUUCUACAAAAGGACGCAUCACGACUCGAGACCUUGGUAUGGUCUACUCGCGCGAUAUUCUCGGCGAACCAGGUUCGCUGGAAGCUCCUGCUCCUCGGUUAUUACAGGACUCGGAGGACGAAGUCGACACAGGGCGCACGCUAGAGGAGUUGCGAUUCAUGCCUGGAGACUUUAUGUGUAUCUCCGUUAUUCUUCCAAAACACGUAACAGCUCCGGAUGCGUCAAUUCGAGGAGCAGCAGCCGGAGCUCCAACAUCAGGUGUCGCGAACGGAUGGAAAAAUGGUCCGUCAAGUCCGCCUGGUCCGCCUGGUGGACUAGGCCGUGGUGGAGGACACUGGAGAGGAGGCUCCGAGCCUGGUGGAGGACGUGGCCGGAUUGGACGCGGUGACCGUCCUCGGAGAGAUCUGGACCGGGAUAUCGUAGAACGCGACAGACGAAUCCCGCCACCCAGACGCGGACGCGACUCACCACCUUAUAGGGACACGUAUGACCGUCGCGACCGACGUUCACGGUCCCCGUACUCGCAUUCACAUUCUCCACCUCGGAGGUAUCGUUAA
Molecule: messenger RNA, 858 nt
Organism: Fomitiporia mediterranea MF3/22
Lineage: Eukaryota; Fungi; Basidiomycota; Agaricomycetes; Hymenochaetales; Hymenochaetaceae
Exons: 4
Coding region: 1-858 (285 amino acids)
Biological process (GO): negative regulation of DNA-templated transcription
Cellular component (GO): nucleus
Molecular function (GO): transcription factor binding; transcription corepressor activity
Source: RefSeq, a predicted model, not a curated record